UCACCUAAAACCACUCAAUACUUAAAUAAAAUCGAAUUUUUCUAAAUCUAAAACAGUUAUAAUAUUAUAAAUGAAAUGCGAAUAAGAGUUGGAUCGAACAAGAUUAGUUCGGGUGGUCAAGUCCUUCAUGUGGAAGAAACAAUUUCACACCCAUCAUUCACGAAAUUUCGAAAUGACAUUGGUUUGAUUCGUGUCCAAGGGAAUAUCACAUUCAAUGAUAAAGUGAAAGCAAUUGAGUUGGAAACUAAGGAGGUACCGCCUGGAACUGAGCUAUUGGUUACUGGUUGGGGAACAACUGAAACAGGCGAUUCAGAGGAUCUGCAACAGCUCAAGGUAAAUGCUCUUUCCGAUGCAGAAUGUAAGAAAGCAUGGAAUUUUGUCAAGGAGGACAUUCUUUGUACAUUUAAAGGAAAAGGCGAAGGGAUGUGCAACGGUGACUCCGGUGGUCCUCUGGUCUGGAGUAAUAAACUCGUUGGAGUAGACUGCUUUGCGCAUCCAUAAGUUGUCGUUUCGUUUUGAUUAUUAGCAUUUAAAUAUUUGUGGUUUUAUUUUACAUUGUAGCUGUGCCAAAGGAGUUCCUGAUGGUUUUACGAAAGUAUCCCACUUCAUCAGCUGGA
Messenger RNA from Sitodiplosis mosellana (orange wheat blossom midge), 617 nucleotides. Its product is annotated as chymotrypsin-2-like. The transcript has 3 exons. The record is from RefSeq and is a predicted model, not a curated record. The coding region runs from base 76 to 501 and encodes 141 amino acids. Gene Ontology annotation, molecular function: serine-type endopeptidase activity. Gene Ontology annotation, biological process: proteolysis. Lineage: Eukaryota; Metazoa; Arthropoda; Insecta; Diptera; Cecidomyiidae.